GAAAGAUAGCUUGGAGUUUUCAACUAACCGUAUUCGUCAUUCGGUUAGUGGCGGAGACAGUGGUAAAAAGAGCUGGUUCUCGACUAGGUGAUAGUGUAUGCGUUUACUUAUAUGGAACCAUAAAUUUUACAUGAUCGUAUACUAUUGAAAAAAUGGCAGCGCAAGAAGAAGUUGGCAUCGGAGAUUUGGUUCUUUUAGAUGAAAUUACCGUAGAGAAGGUUGUAGACAACUUACGGAUAAGGUUCAAUGGUGGUAAGAUUUACACAUACAUUGGUGAAGUAUGUGUCAGCAUAAAUCCUUACAGAAGUAUAAAUAUAUAUAACAAUGAGCAUAUCAAUAAAUAUAAAGACAGAGAAUUAUUUGAAAAUCCACCACAUAUCUUUGCAAUUGCUGAUGCAGUACAUAGAGAAAUGAAACAACAGGGUCGUGAUACCUGUAUAGUAAUUAGCGGAGAGUCAGGAUCUGGGAAAACAGAAGCAAGUAAAAUCAUUAUGAAAUAUAUUGCUGCAGUCACAAAUUUAAGUGGUCAGCAAGAAAUAGAAAGAGUAAAAGAUAUUCUUAUUCAAUCCAAUUCCAUAUUGGAAGCCUUUGGAAAUGCAAAAACAAAUAGGAAUGAUAAUUCAUCACGGUUUGGAAAAUACAUGGAUAUAAAUUUCAAUUUCAAAGGAGAUCCAAUUGGUGGUCAUGUUACUAAUUACUUGCUGGAAAAGUCAAGAGUUGUAUAUCAACAAAAUGGUGAAAGGAACUUCCAUUGCUUUUAUCAGUUACUAAAUGGGUGUAGUGAAGGAGAAUUAAAUAAACUAAGGCUGGUAAGAGAUCCAGCUGCAUAUUUCUAUGUUGGUGCUGGAAAUUGUAACAAAGCAAGUCCAAAUGAUAAAAGUGAUUACAAAACAGUCAUUUCUGCUAUGGCUACUCUUGGGUUUACACAAAAUGAAGUACAAACAAUCUGGAAUAUCAUUGCUGGCAUACUACAUUUGGGUAACAUUACUUUUAAACUUGAAGAGGAUAAGCUUUCAAUUGCAAACAGAACUGCCUUAAAUGAUACAGCAAAUUUGUUUUCUAUUAGCCCACACGAAUUAAGUACUGCUUUAACUCAAAGAGUUAUUGCAGCAGGUGGAGAAGUAAUGCAGAAAACUCAUACUUCAACAGAAGCAGAAUAUGGAAGAGAUGCUUUAGCAAAAGCUAUAUACGAAAGGUUGUUUACCGAAAUAGUAUCACGUGUCAAUAAUGCUAUUAAUGUAAAUGAUACAGAAACUUAUCAGAGAUAUAGAACAGUGAUUGGUGUUCUUGAUAUAUACGGAUUCGAAAUUUUUGAUGUAAAUAGUUUUGAGCAGUUUUGUAUUAACUACUGUAAUGAAAAAUUGCAACAACUAUUUAUUGAAUUGGUAUUAAAGCAAGAACAGGAGGAAUAUCAAAGAGAAGGCAUAGCAUGGCAAAAUAUUGAUUAUUUUAAUAAUCAGAUAAUUUGUGAGCUAGUAGAACAACCACACAAAGGAAUUAUAGCAAUUAUGGAUGAAGCUUGCCUCAAUGUUGGCAAAGUCACAGAUGAGAUGCUUCUGGAGGCAAUGGAUAAAAAAUUGUUUGAUCAUAAACAUUAUUCUUCUCGGCAAUUAAAACCGAUGGAUAAAGAACUUCUGCAUAAAGUUCAAUUUAAAAUUAAGCACUAUGCUGGAGAUGUAAUAUAUAAUAUUAAUGGUUGCUUAGAUAAAAACAAAGAUACAUUAUUUCAAGAUUUUAAACGGUUACUUUAUAACAGUAGGAAUUCAAUAAUUAGCAAAAUGUGGCCUGAAGGAGCUCAAAAUAUUUUAAAGACAACAAAAAGACCUUUAACAGCUGGAACAAUGUUCCGUAAUUCUAUGAUACUUCUGGUUAAGAAUUUGACAAGCAAAGAACCAUUUUAUGUUAGAUGUAUAAAGCCUAACGAAGUUAAAUCACCGGUUGUGUUCGACGAAGAAAGAGUAAAUCAUCAAGUACGAUAUUUAGGUCUUGUUGAAAAUGUAUUAGUCAGGCGUGCUGGUUUUGCGUAUCGGCAACGAUACGAUACAUUUUUAAAACGGUACAAAAUGAUAUCUCAAUAUACUUGGCCAAACUUUAGAGGCGGUACUGAUAAAGAUGGUGUACGUACAUUAAUGAAUGAAAAGGGUUUCAAUAAUGAUGUGAAAUAUGGUCAUACGAAAAUAUUCAUUCGCUCACCUCAAACACUCUUUGCAUUAGAAAAGGCACGUAGUGAUUUGAUACCAAGUAUUGUGAUAUUAUUACAAAAGCAAUGGAGAGGAUAUUUGUGUCGUCAAAAAUAUAAAAAAAUGAAAGCUGCACUCGUCAUAAUGAAACAUUAUCGAAAGUAUAAAAUACGUACUUAUAUCAGGGAAUUAGAGAAAACCUUCCAUAAUGCAAAGACGAUGCGAGAUUAUGGUAAGCACUUGGCUUGGCCUCGUGAGAAUUUUGCCGUAAGACAUGUGAUACCUGCUCUGAAAGUUAUGUAUGGAAGAUGGAGGGCAUGGAUGAUUCUCCGACUUAUCCCUAGGGAAGAUUGGCCUCAGUUACGAUUAAAAAUGGCUGCUGGGAGUGUUUUGCGUUCAAAACGAGCUUAUUGGGGACAAGACAGACGGUGGGAAGGAAAUUAUUUAUCCAAGCCAGAAGAAAACCCUCAAAGUGAUGUUUUCAAUGCUUCGCUAAACAAUCUUCGCAAUACGGAUCAUUUUAAGACAGUUUUGUUCAGUGCCUUCAUCAGAAAAACUAAUAGAUUUAAUAAACCAAAAGAUCGCGUACUAGUAGUUACUGAGCAUGCAAUAUAUAAACUUGAAAAUUCUAAAUUUAAAAAUAUGAGAAAAGGUAUGCCAAUAACAGAGAUUACUGGUUUGAGUGUAUCACCCGGAAGGGAUCAACUUAUAACAAUUCAUUCAAAUAGAGGAAACGAUUUCAUUAUGUCUAUCAUUACUAAAGAGGAUAAAGUUGGAGAACUUGUUGGUAUUUUAAGCAAUAAAUAUAAUCAAUUACGUUCUGCUGACCUACAAGUUAUGGUGGAUGUAAAAUUUAAGUGUAUGUUAGGAAAUAAGAGCAAGGUGCUGCGAGUAGAAGUACAUCCGGAAGUUAUUGAACCAACGUUCAAAAAAGAUGGAGAUAAUAUUGUAUAUGCCAUUCCAGCAUCGAUUGGUAUAAUCGAUGGAAAUACUAAUGCAAGGUUUCAAACUAGGACAACUAAUUAACAUAGUAAUUUGUUUGAUAUUCAAGCAGAAGCAUUAUAGAUAAAUUAUUUUUAAAGCUUCUAUGAAAAUACUUCGGGAUUCUUAUUCGUGCAUCUUAAAGGUUGUUUUAAGCAUUUCUAAAUGUACAAAUCCUAUUGAGUCAUUAUUAAUAAGUUGAAAACAAAUGAGUAUACAUUUAUCUGAUAAUAAGAAGUAUUUUUUAGUAAAAAAGAUAAACGAAAUAAUAAUUUACGUAAGUAACUUCACCCGGCAUGAACCAGAUAAGCAAAUGAAAGAUAUCAGAUAAUUAUUGUUUAACAGAAUUAAUUCUUUUAUGUAAAUACAUAUCAAAAUAGAUUCAUUAAAAGUAAUGCAAUACUUUGCAAGUAAUGCAAACGAUAAAUGUAUUACAUAUGUGAAUAACUUGUAAAUUAUAAAAUUGGAAUGAUAUAUAUAUAUAUA
Osmia lignaria (orchard mason bee) is the source of this 3647-nucleotide messenger RNA. It is a transcript of the gene Myo31DF, whose product is annotated as Unconventional myosin ID. The record is from RefSeq and is a predicted model, not a curated record. NCBI's taxonomy places the organism in Eukaryota, Metazoa, Arthropoda, Insecta, Hymenoptera, Megachilidae. Gene Ontology annotation, cellular component: cytoplasm; actin cytoskeleton; microvillus. Gene Ontology annotation, molecular function: actin filament binding; microfilament motor activity; ATP binding. Gene Ontology annotation, biological process: endocytosis; actin filament-based movement; actin filament organization.